GAGGAGAGCAUCCUGUCCUGCGGUGGCUCGCAAACAAAACAAAGCAAGCCCCGAGCCGGGCCGUUUUCGACGAAGCCGACGCAUUCGCAACGCAGUUCGUUUCGUUUCACGCAGUAGGCCGACGGUGUAGAAGUGUGUUUUUGUUGUUGUCAUCAAGUCGUACAGUGUGCUGUUGGAUAGCUACUAGUAUUCAGCUUUAUCGCAGUUAUCAACUCAUCGAAUGUUUUUUGGUUGAAUCGAUAUUUUCGAAACAGUUCGUCACGGAAUUGUGCCAGCUAUGUGCAUUUUAUUCAUCUACGUGAACAACAACGGGGAACCGAUUCCGGGCCAGUACCGGCUGGUGCUCGCUUCCAAUCGGGAUGAGUACUACACGAGGCCGGCCAAGGAAGCAGCUCCCUGGGACGAGAGCCCGUUCGUGAUUGGCGGACGUGACAUGGAACCGGGGCGAGAGGGCGGAACCUGGCUGGCCAUUGGAGGACGGGAUGGCAUUGUGAAAAUAGGCGCACUGCUCAAUGUGACCGGUGAGAGUAAGGCGAACAUAACUUCGGGACGGGGUCCAAUAGUGGCCAACUACCUGGUGGGGCCACUGUCCAACGAAGAGUAUUCCAAACAGUUGCUGGCCAUUGAUAAUUAUGGCCCAUUUAACUUGGUGUCGGUUCAAAUGGAUACCAACGGUGGCAGCAUUGGUGGAGGUGUGUCAGUUCUGCAUACCAGCAAUAGUCCCUGCAAGAUAGACCAUUGCGAACUGGAUGGGCCACUAGGUUUUGGAAACAGUCCCCUGGAGGUGCCGCUGGAGAAGGUGAAACACGGGCGGAAGCAGUUCGGUGACAUCGUUGACAAACGACUGGAGGUGCAAUCGAAAGAGGCGCUCGUCGACGAAUUGAUGGGGCUGCUCAAAAGCGAUGAGAUUCACUUCCCGGACAAAGAAUUGUCCCGUCGCGUGCCACAGUUCACGGAAAAGCUGGCCAGCAUCAACGUUCGGUUCCCGGAGUCGGGCUACGGUAGCCGCACCCGAACCGUUAUCCUAAUUGACCACGAAAACCACAUGGAUUUCAUUGAAGACACCAUGGUCACAGCCGAUCCGGAUGGCGAAUGGAAACGAACCCACAUAGAGCGACAGUUCUAGAGACUAUGAAACCCCAGAUAUCGAAGGGCUUUCGGACUACCAGGACCAACUUCCUCAGCUAGAUAAUAUAGAAACUGUUUAUUUACACUCGGAAUCAUCUUCUCUUCUGAUUGAGACCCAAACUCUGCUCCAUUAGUAGAUAGCAACGAUAAAAUUCAGUUACUUGAA
Molecule: messenger RNA, 1294 nt
Organism: Aedes aegypti (yellow fever mosquito)
Lineage: Eukaryota; Metazoa; Arthropoda; Insecta; Diptera; Culicidae
Gene: Tango2
Product: transport and Golgi organization protein 2
Exons: 3
Coding region: 278-1126 (282 amino acids)
Biological process (GO): Golgi organization; protein secretion
Cellular component (GO): Golgi apparatus
Source: RefSeq, a predicted model, not a curated record